UUCAACUGCCCCGUUACUUGGUCGUUUCCCCCUUUACCCAGCUCAUAAAUCUCAUUAUUUCACUUUUCUACAAACUUUACUAAUGAUUGACACUGCAUCUCCCCGCGCUGUUCCUGGUGCUCCUGCAUCAUCUUCUCUCUCCAAAUCCCAGCUCAAAAAAAUGCGUAAAGCAAUGGCAAAAACAGACGAAUCGGUCCCAGAAACCCCGGUAGAAAUUCCGGACCCUACAGCAUCUGCUCUCAUUGAGAAAGCACCGGUACCCUCCGACAUUCAAGAGGGCUCCGUUGCUCCAGAGCUUGUAGCUCAACAAUCUUCACAGGAGCAAGAUACUUCAAAAGCGAGUCCACUCGUCGAGCUCAUAAAUAAGCGUUUGAAGGCUUCGAAUAAGAAAAUUACACGCAUAUCCUCCUAUGCAACCGCAGACCACGACACUUUGAAUGACGACCAAAAACGUAGCCUCAAAACUCUUCCUACUCUGGAAGCCAUCGUCAAGGAAUUGAGCGAAGUUAAAAAGAUAAUCGAGGUCUAUGAAGUGGAGCAUGCAAAAGACCUACUUCAAAAACAUCAGGAGAUAGAAGCUCUUGAAAGGAAAAAAAUAUCACAGACGGUUGCACAAGCUCAGAGCGCCCACAUCAACUUGACUUCGGAUAUACUUUUGUUCAUCCGAGUCCGGAACGAAAUCUGUGCCGGGGAUCGUGACCCUUUCUCUUACGGACUCAGCCAACGUGAGGUGGAAGUUAUCAAUGCCGUUGGUGCCGUUUUACUUGGAAAUGAUACGGAAAGCAAGUGUGCAGUAAUCCAGGGUUUCUUUUCUAUAGAAGGAAGUUUCGAAGAGAUUUCCUACGAACGAUUAUUGGACAUCGCGCGGCAGGUGAUUGCAUCGCGACCGCGACCUCCCUCGCCGGCACAUGUCGCGCCAGAAGAAUCAUCGAUUGUCGCGAGUGAAGUAUCUGUAGCCAACGAUGCUCCCGUUUCGAAAUCGAGCGGCCUCCAUUUCCUCCAAGAGAGUGAAAUAGAGACUACUUCUUUUGAUCAAAAUACAGAAGGGGUGGAACACCCAAUCCCUUCAGAACAACAACCCGAAAAUGCGGAUCAACAGAAUGGGCACGCAGAUGCAGAAGCUGCGGCUCCUCCUGGUGAACCUAUCGAUUGGGCGGCAGAAGGCGAAGACGACCUCCCUUCCAUAGACGGACUACAUGCCACGUUCGGAAAAUCGGGAACGGUCACCCCGGAUGUUCAAGCAGAACCGAUGUCGCAACCACCUGCAUCCGAACCUAAUGGACUCCCUGGAAGCGAAACCGUUCUGCCUGCAGACGAGGAUGGCUUUACACAGGCAAGAGGUGGACGUGCACGAGAUCGCGCCUUCAGAGGUGGCGAACGCGGAGCUUUCCGUGAUUCACGUGGCAGUGACAGAGGUGGCUUCAGAGGUGGUCGAGGUUACCGCGGUAGUUUUCGAGGAGGUCGUGGCCGUGGUGACUGGAGGGGCGAUAGUGAAUAUCGUGGUAGGGGUGGCCGUGGUCGGAGGGGUGAUAGAGGCGGCGCAUCACACACCCCGCCCGCUGCUCCCUAAGGCAAAUUUCUUGUAGGUAAUCAAAAUAACUUUCUAGGCGUUUCUUUACUGUCUCUCUACCCAUAAUCCUGUCUUGUACCCCACAUUACCUUAGCUGUAUUUCUUCUCGCGUCGAUUUUACCAAAAAAUCUGCUCUGCAGAAGUAUGUAGUGAAUUUAGGAAAUUCAGGCAGUAAAUCGGC
Molecule: messenger RNA, 1751 nt
Organism: Marasmius oreades (fairy-ring Marasmius)
Lineage: Eukaryota; Fungi; Basidiomycota; Agaricomycetes; Agaricales; Marasmiaceae
Exons: 8
Coding region: 83-1570 (495 amino acids)
Source: RefSeq, a predicted model, not a curated record